Molecule: messenger RNA, 2244 nt
Organism: Delphinapterus leucas (beluga whale)
Lineage: Eukaryota; Metazoa; Chordata; Mammalia; Artiodactyla; Monodontidae
Source: RefSeq, a predicted model, not a curated record
UGCUUCCUCUCGCGGCACAGAGAUGCGGGCGGUGGGUGGGAAAAAUGGGAGACGCUACUCGCAGCGAACCGCCACCGCCGCUUCCGAGGCCUCACCAAAAUGGCCGCCGCCGUCUCGGCCGCCACCACCAACACCACCGCCACCAACAGCUCACUAUCGCUACCGCCGGCGCGGCCCGUCCUCUCGCGAGAGACACUCACCCAGAAAGCUGAAGCAAUUUCUCAGGUACUUUCAAGAAGUUAGCAGUGGAACCUGGGCCUCUGGAUUCCCACGACAGUCCACUUAUGUAGAGCUGCUUCGUUUUACACAAGGAUGGUACCCCAGUAACUCCUAAGCACUUAUGCCAUCUGUUAGCCAACUUUUUAGGUUAAGAACCCCUUUGGGAAUAUGAUACCCUCACCCCGAAAUAAAAUAAUAAUAAUAACAGAUACCUUCUAUUGAGGCCACUUUGUGCACUUGAUUAUCUCUUUUAAUCCCAGCAGUGCUCCAUUUUACAAAUGAUUUGAGGCUCAUAGAUUAACUAGUGACAGAGUCCAGAACGAAGAUUCAUAACAAAGCGGUCAAAGUCACAAGGAUACAAACAAAAUUUACCACCUAAAGCCCACCCUAGGAGCCAGGUACAGAAUCCUAGAUAAAGCUCUCAUUCAGCUCCUCUUCAUCCACUCAGUUGAGCUCUUCCCCAUUCUACUCAAAGAGCUGAUUCUCUCUCUGUGUCGUUGAUUUGAAGUACUGUUUUUGUUACAGCAAAAACCAGGGAUUGAAAACUCAAAAACCUAGGAGGACCGGGAAGGUAGUGUAAAUAAAGCAAAGGGGGCAAAAUACAUCAGAUUCAGCCACAGGCUGUCAGUUUGCUACCUCUGUCCUAUGCUGGAGCCUCAGGGCACACAGAAGCAUCAAGGAUGGAUUGUUUGAUUGAAAAAGUGGGUAAGUGCCCAUCCAUUUAGGCCCAGUUCAAAAUCUUUCCAGGCCAAGCUUACAUAUUCCUGAGACUCCAUAGAACCACACUGAACUCCCAAGAGAGCUCACAUUUCUUGGCCUUCCCAUAUACUUUUUUAUCCUUUUUCAAUAUUUUUCCUUCAGAAUUUAGCUCAAGGGCCACAACCCCCAGAUGAUCUCUCUUGACUACCCUUCUGGCUCCCAUAGCCUCCUGGGCUCCAUAAAGAACUGAUUGCAUUGUAUCUGGACUCAUGGUCUGUCCACCCCACGCCCAAAACUGUUGUUAACCCCUUGAGAGUAAAGACAUGGUUUAUACCUGACAAUUCACUAUGCCAGUCUCAGAAAGAUUAUUCAGGAAAUUUACUAGUAUUAUCACACCUUAUGAAACACAGAAAUAACGUAUUGGAUGUGUGAGCUCAAACUCAAGGUAAGUCUAAAGUCUGUCUUCUAUUUUCAUUGACUAUAACCCUGGUCCAGCCACCAUCAUCUCUUGGCUUGGAUUACUCCUGACUGGGCCUCCCACUUCCACUCCUGUUUCCCUUUACUCCGUUCUCCACACAGCAACCAGAGUGACCUUUUCAUAUAAAUCAGAUCAUCAUGCUCUCACACUUAAGAUCAUCUUAGUUCUCUCAAAUGAAAAUGAUGUAUCAUGGUUUAAAAUUCCCAUAGGACAGACAUUAUGUUGAGCUGAAGAAGCCAGACACGAGAGUAAAUGCAUAUGAUUCCAAUUAUAUAAAGUUCAAGAGCAGACAAAGUUAAUUGAUGGUGAUAAAAAUCAGAACAAUAACCAUUGGGAGAGAAAGGUUUUAACUGGAAAGAUGCACAAGGGGGAUACUAGAAAUGUAUCAGGUUGGUAAACUAUGGCCCAAAGGGCAAGUCUUGCCCACCACCUGUUUCUGUACAGCUGGCAAGCUAAGAAUGGUUUUUACAUUUUCAAAUGGUUGAGGAAAAAAUCAAAAGAAGAAAAAAUAUUUUGUGAUACGUUAAAAUUACAAGUAAUUCAAAUUUCAGUGUCCGCAACUAAAGGUUUAUGGGAAUCUGACCAUGCCUCUUCAUCACAUAGCAACUAUGGCUGCUUUCCUGCUAUAGUAGCAGAGCUGAAUAGUGGCAGCAGAGACCAUAGCCCACAAAGCCUAAACUAUUUUCUAUCUGGCAUCUUACAAUAAAAAGUUUGCUGACUCCUUCCUGUUCUAUAUCUUGAUCUGGAUGAGGUCACAUCCAGGGUUGUAUACAGAUGUAAACAUUCACUGAAAUGUGCACGUAAAAUUUGUACACUUUAUGUAUCUCACAACAUGUAUUUUAUACUUU